GUAGCCGUAGGAUGUGUUCACUGAAGAUGGUUCCUGUGUGUCAGGAUCAUUGCCCUGGACAGUUGUAAGCGUUUUUUAACAUCUACACAUUUAAUUCAAUUGGUGAGCCUGACUCUGGUUUCAUCACCUUGUGGUCUUCAGGCCUGUUGUUCUCUGCAACGAUGGAGCCCCCUCCUCGGAGCGGACCACCUGGAGCAUCCAGUGGGCCCCCUCCUAGUGGUCCAAAUAUGUUUCGCAGAACCCGGCCUCACAAGCAUACAUCAGCUGUCCCUCCAGCCACCCAGCCUAUGACCGAUCCUUUUGCUUUUGGUAGAGCACCUACUCCUAUGGCAACUGGCGGUCUUCCCACAAUUCCCAACAGCAAUCCUCCUCCAAUGCUACCCCCGCCCGGCAACUUCUUUUCUCCGAGUGGGUCUGGACAACCACCACAACCACUAUACAAUGUCCCUUCUACCUCUACAGGUUCCACAGCACCCUCCCUGCCUGGAGUAACACAGUUUAAUCCUUCAAACACGGGGCCUCCUGGAUUUGUUUCAGUGGCAGGCCCUCCUGCCUUUACCCCUACUUAUACAGAACAGAGUUAUUUUAAUUCAAGAGAACCGACCCCAUCCACGGUCAGUGAUCCACCACAUGAGGCACCGUCAGUACCUGCUUCUAAUGAGACAACUAAUAAUCAAGAAUUCCAAGGACCUCCUCCUUUGUCUUUUCAGCCAGUGCCUCCUGUUACAUCCUCAUCUCAGUGGGCACCUGAUCAUGGAAGUCGUCCUCCAUCAGUUCAAAACUAUUUUCAGCCAACGAGUGACCCUCCAACACAACCUAUGCACAUGCAGCCAUACUCACAGAUUUUUCCUCCACACACACAAUCACCACAGCAUCACACCCAUACUCCUCCCACUCUAUCAGGACCCCCUUCUGUACAAGCUUCUGGCCAACAUCUAGGAAAGCCUCAGUAUAUUGAAGCAAAUACACCACAGCAGCACAACACACACCCCCCAAUGCAAAACUACUUUAGUCAGAGCACGAACCUCUCUCCAUUGGAUUCAGGGUACCACCAAAUGGGAUCUAUGCUCAGUGAAGCUCAACCCCCCUCUGAUUCUUCAUCUCUCAGUGCCUCCAGUGCUGGUCCAAGGCCUGCUUCUGCCCAUAUCCCACAUGUACAGUCACAGGAGUCCAGUACUCUGUCGAUGUUCUUCAAAGACGAUGUUGAAAAUAAGGAAACGCUUACAGGAGAGGCAAAUAAGGCAGUGAAUGGUGUCACUGAGGCUUUGCCGUACAGUGGUCAUGCAGAUGCUGUCUUUGAUUUUCAUGGAACGCCUUUACAACCACCUCCACAGAUGCCUUACAUGAAUGAGGAAUCAACAGCACAAGGAAAUGACCACAAACCGACUGAAUCCCAUUAUGACCAUGUGGAGAACCUGGAGUGUGUUCCUAAUCAAGAGGUGUUGCCUACUGAAAGGCACACUAGCCCUGUCUCCAUUGCAUCUCAUGUAUUAGACCAAUUUGAAACUGGACCCAACCUUGAAACUCCAGAUUCUGCCCCCAGACCAAUGAGAUCUGCAAGUGUCUCCUCUAACUACAGCAAUCUGAGUCAUGGAAGUGGCACCGGCAGUCGUCGCCACCAGGGAAUUGUGGGCACCUUUAUUCAGCAAGAAAGCUCUCGGCUCCCUGAUGAUGUGAAUCAAUCUGCAACUGGAGGUUAUUUUGAGCAGAUCGAUUCCUCUUCAACUGUUGAGGGGACUGCACAAAAUGCCACAGAAAAUAACUGGCUGCCCACCCCUAGCCCCCCCAAACCAGUUGGUAUAUUUCAGGCUAGUGCUAACAGUUCGUUUGAGCCAGUACGCUCACACAGUGUAGGUGUGCGUCCUGCUGAAGUUGAUAGGGCUAAUAUGGUUGCUGAAGGUGGAGCAGAUUCAACACCUGGCAAUUUAGAACAGCCACCAGACAAUAUGGAAAACAUUUACUGCCUAGGGCCUCCCCUGCCUACAGAAUCAUCAGGAAGUCUCUCUCAUGCAACACAUCCAGUGGUUCACGCUCACUCAAGGCCUUCAUCCCGGGCCUAUGGAGUGAGUCGGCCCUGUGAGAGUCCUGCCACCACUCUUUGGGCUCAGAAUGAUCCCAGUAGUUUGGGUACAAACAUCUUGCUUGUCCCUGCAGCACCGACAGUUCUUGCCCCUUUAAGAGAGCCGAGUGGUGAUGUUAUUCAACCCCCUGAAGAUGGCCCCUUGGAUCUCCAUGGAUCACCACAAAGUGUCCCGUCAGCUUCAAAUCAACUCUCAGAAAACCUGGAGAAUCCACCGAAGGUGAGUGAGGCAGAACCUGCUGACACUCAAGGAAACCUCGGCUAUGCUUCCCUUCUGGUCUCUGACUCGCUUCACCAACCUAUUUUGAUUGCCCCUCCAGUGUCUAAUUACACUGUAAUUCCCGCAAGCAUCCAGACACAAGCAGGGGGUCAACUGCCUUCAAAGUCUUCAAAUCAAAAUCCACUGUUUUCUUCAUCUUUUAACCAGAGCCCUCUCAAUUUGACAAGAGAGAAAACAGAACUUACUCCAGAAAUGACUGCUCAACCACCACCUGUACGCCCUCCACUUUCAAGGGGACAGUCAGUGUCUGGAGAGAGUCAGUCUUCUGUUUGUAUUCAUUCACAGGCUUCUCGUGUGGCUCCUGUCUCUAUCUCUAAUCAUAAUGCCCCAACCAAUUAUGAACUGCUUGAUUUUUCUAUGCAUCAAUCACAGACUCAAAACCAGACUUCCGGGCAUUCAUCCUCAUUACAUGAUUCACAACAGUGUAGUAAUGGCUUUUACCUACAGGUCACCAAAGACUUGCAGCAGAGUGUCAAAGCAGAGAGCAAUGCGUCUGUCCCGACAAGUGGCCCAUCAUCUUCCAGGCCACUAGCACCCAGUAACCCAGAGCCGAGCAUUCAGCAGCCGACCCCUGAACCUACCAAAUCAACUGCCUCUCAGUCUACACUGCAGAGCCAUACCAGCGCCCCUCCUGUUGCUGAAGCCGAAGCACAGUCCUCGGGUUCAAUGCAAGCCCCUGUCUCAGCUCCUCCUCCUGCUUACCCUCCCGGUCCCCACCAGCCAGUUUCACAGAGCCCAGGUCCAACGGGUGGUUCUCAACCGCUUUCUGGGCCGCCACGACCUCCCUCUACCGCAGGGAGUCAGCAGGGCUAUGGACCACCUGCUGCAGUUCCUCCAGGGGUUCCAGGGCCAGGAUACAGAGGUUAUUAUUCUGGCAACUAUGGAGACUAUUCAGACAACAGAUUUUACCUUCCUGGACAAUACCCACCACCAGUUGCAGAUACUAGGUCACAGUAUUACCCUGAAGAUCCAUACCGCAACAGGACAGAUCCUUGGUAUGGGAGGUAUGAUGGAGUCACUCAGGCUGCAUAUUGUGAUCAGAACUAUCAGUACAGAGAACCUCAACCAGAAAGACCAAGCUCCAGGACCAGUCAGUACUCUGAUCGACCUUCAUCCAGACAAGGCUAUCUUGAAGAAUACAGAGCUAACCGCAAUGCCUAUAAUGAUUACUAUCAAGAUUACUCAAACCAAUACAACUAUGCAGGCUAUAAUUAUGGAGGUUUUGAUCCUCGAUAUAGAGGAUAUUAUUGGUCUGGUGAGGGCUACAGAAACAGAGAAGCCCACUACAACCAACAGAUGUGUCCUCCUAGAAAAAAUGGAUAUGAUGAUCAGUGGCGGUACUAUCCUGGCUAUGAUCCCAGUUUUGACGAUGACUAUCAAUGGCGUGGAGAUGCGUAUAAUGAUGACUUUGACCGGCGCAGUGUUCAUAGUGAGCAUUCGGCACACAGUGGGCACAGUGCUCACAGCCAUCACAGCAGACAAAGCAGCUUCAGUUCACAUUCACAACAGAGUCAAGUGUACCAAAGCCAAACUGACCUAGUAUCUGCGGCCUUUGACCACACAUCAUCUACAUUGGCUGUUGAUUAUUCCUAUGGGCAGUAUCCAAACCAGACUGGCACUACACAGAAUUACAGCCAAUAUCCUUAUACCUCUGAGUAUCCCACUGAAAGCACGUGGAUAGCCCCUGAGCAACCCCCUCCACGUCCAGCUACCCCUGAAAAGUUCACCAUGCCUCACCGCUGUGCUCGUUUUGGACCUGGUGGACAUAUGGUGCAAGUGCUUCCCAAUCUCCCUUCAGCUGGACAGCCUGCACUUGUGGAUAUUCAUAACUUGGAGACAAUGCUGCAGGAUACAUCGGCUCAAGCUGAGCUCAGAGCUUUCCCCGGACCUCUUGUUAAGGAGGACACACAUAAAGUGGAUGUGAUAAAGUUCUCUCAGAACAAGGCUCUGGAGUGCUCACGUGAUAACAACCUUUUAGACAGGGACUCUGCUCGACUUCUGUGGGACUUUAUUGUACUGCUUUGUAGACAGAAUGGGACUGUUGUGGGCACAGAUAUAGCAGAUUUAUUGUUGAAAGAGCAUCGCUCUGUGUGGCUUCCUGGAAAGAGUCCAAAUGAAGCCAAUUUAAUUGAUUUCAAUAAUGAGCCCCUCUCACAAGCUGAAGAGGAGCCGGGAGCAGGGCCACUGUCUCUCCUAUCAGACACUUUCAUGACAGUUCCAGAAAAUUUGGGCAAAGAAACUGAGCGAUUCAGGGAGCUCCUACUGUUUGGUCGUAAAAAGGAUGCACUUGAAGCUGCUAUGAAAAGUGGUCUUUGGGGCCAUGCUUUACUUUUGGCCAGUAAAAUGGACAGUAGGACACACGCACGUGUGAUGACGCGAUUUGCCAACAGUUUGCCCAUUAAUGACCCACUUCAGACUGUGUACCAGCUUAUGUCUGGCAGGAUGCCAGCAUCAGCAACUUGUUGUGGAGAGGAAAAAUGGGGUGACUGGCGCCCUCAUCUGGCUAUGGUUUUAUCGAACCUUACACAUACACUGGACCUUGACACUCGCACUAUUGCCACAAUGGGUGACACUCUGGCAUCUAAAGGACUUAUAGAUGCUGCUCAUUUCUGCUAUUUAAUGGCACAAGUUGGUCUUGGAGUUUACACAAAGAAGAGCACUAAGAUGGUUCUUAUUGGCUCCAACCAUAGCUUGUCGUUUUACCUGUUUGCUUCCAAUGACGCCAUUCAGAGGACUGAGGCCUAUGAGUAUGCCCAGUCUCUGGGCUCACAUUCCUGUUCACUACCUAAUUUUCAGGUGUACAAGUUCAUAUAUGCAUGCCGCCUGGCUGAAGCAGGCCUCAGUGCACAGGCUUUCCACUACUGUGAAGUUAUCUCAAAAACUGUCCUCAUGCAACCCUCCUACUACUCUCCCAUAUUCCUCAACCAACUAAUUCAGAUGUCCGAGAAACUACGAUUUUUUGAUCCACAGUUGAAAGAGAAACCAGAACAAGAGCUAUUCAAAGAGCCAGAGUGGCUCAUUCAUCUUCGGCAACUGGACGGACAGAUGAGGACUGGAAUGAUAACAUACAAUGCAGACAGAUCCACCCCAGCACAGUAUGACUGCAGCUGCCCAAGCUCUGACUUGGAUGAGCCUAGUCCUACUGAACCAUACAACAUGCCAGGGGAGUUUGAUGGGAAUACACCAGACAACCCUCUAAUGAGCUCACUGUUGCCUGGGUCUGCAGCUCAGGGAGUUCAGCUCAUGCCUCCAGCUCCAACAUCCAUUCUACAAGAAAGUAUGGCCCCACCUCAGCUCUUGCCACCAAAUGAUGUUCCCCAAUUUUACCCUGUACCCCCAACUGGACCCCAAGGGCAGAUACCCUACCCCGGCUAUGCUCCGCACGACCCUGGAUAUGCCCCUCCACAAUUUCCAUCUCAGUCAGAGCAGGUUGACCUAUAUCCAGGCGGCCCAACACACAUGAGCCCUGUGCCCACUCACAUCAACACUGCAAUGCCACCACCAUCAGUACAAAUGAAUCCUCCGAACGCACAGAUGCCUCCCUCUCCUGGACAUUUACAACCUGUUGAGCAUGUGCAGGGGCCCCCAUUGGUUCAGCCAGGGCCAACAAUGUCUGCCUCCCCUCCCAGAAGCUCGCUAACUCCUCAGAUGGACUUCUAUGACCAAAUGGUACAAAUGGGUCCUGGAAGAAGAUCCAGAACUACUUCUCAGUCUUCAAUGCAUAUGCCAUCAGGAAGGAGAUCACGUACAACAUCAGAAUCAUCUACUCAUUCAAUAGGAAGAGAAAGAAGCAACUCUGCUAUUAAGCAGGUCUCCCCUCCACCACCCCCCAUUCCUGAACAGCCUAGAAAAGAAGAGAAGAAGGCUAAAAAAGAUUCACCCAAAAAGAGUAGUGGACGGGGCUGGCUGGACUGGAUUUAUAGGAAGGGAAAAAAUGAAGCUCACCUACCAGAUGACAAAAACAAAUCUAUUGUGUGGGAUGAAAAAAAGCAAAGAUGGGUAGAUCUGAAUGAGCCUGAAGAAGAGACAAAACCCCCUCCACCUCCUCCUUCUGGCUUCCCGAGUAUGCCCUCAAUGCCUGGUCCUGCAGCAUCCAUGUCUCCUCCCAGUGGCGGUCCUCCUGUCAACAUGUUCUCCCGGAAAGCAGGCACAAAGAGCAGAUAUGUGGAUGUCCUUAAUCCCAGCAGAACAGUCAACAAAUCUGGUGGAUCAGUUCCGGCCCCUGCAGAUAUCUUUGCUCCACUUGCCCCAAUGACCAUGCCUGCUAAUUUGUUUGUGCCCAGUUCAGCUCCUGACGAUCAACAACCUUUAGAAGGCAGUGAAGGGGGCAACCAAGAACAAAAUUCACCCAAUGCCAGCACUAUUCCCCAGAUGUUCAACCCUACGCUGGUACCACCUGCUCCAGAGAUACCUUCUGUGCCUGAUGGCUCCACAUCUGGAGAGCUGUCGCGUUCUAGCUCAAUGAGUUCUUUAUCACGUGAAGUGAGUCAGCAUUUAAACCAGGGUCAUCCUCCUCCAGGACCUAUGGCAACAGGAGGUGUCCCGUUUUAUAACCCUGCACAGUUUGCACAACCAAGUGCACCAUCUGGGGGUGGACUACGAUCUGGGCGCUUGGGCGGCCAGCGUCAGUAUCCAGUGAUGAAGUAAUUCUCACAAGAAGACCUUUCAGCUGUUGACAGUGACAUUUUUCCUGAAGUAACAAAGCACAUGGACUUGAACCUGCCUGUUUUCAUGCAAACCAUUCACAACCUGUUAUUGUCUGUUUCAACUGGUCUGGUGUUAUCUUGAAGGGCUUUACAUCCAGAGAGAUGGUUGUACUGUUAGGAGGAAAUGUUAACUGGUUAGUAUUUCCAUUUGUGCGAGGUUACCAGCCCUCACAAUCUCUGAUUGUGUGUAUGUGUGGAAGUUUGAAAGAUUGCUUUUAUUUUCUUAAGUUGACCUCAGUUUUUUCAGUUGCUUCGUAAACUGAUAAUUAGAGGGGUCCCAUAAUACCAAAAUAAGUGGUACUAUUAAGGAUGAAAAGGAAUCUUAGCUGAGACAGAAUGAUGAAAGAUGACAAAUUAGUAAUUUUUCCCAGAUAUUUAUUUAAAUGUUCAAGUUACCUUUCACUUUUGUUUCUGUGAAAUUUGAGAGGAUAAACGUGUUCUUCUAUUUUCCAGAGAUCAGGAUAAAACCUAAAUUUAACAUAACAAUUGUGUAUCCAAAUGUGUGUAAAUGAGAUGUAUUUAUGAUUAGCAGGCAUUAUUGUGUGUGUGUGAUAAGCUUUAUCAAAUCGUAUCCAUGACCGAUCAUUGCUGCAUACUAGACUAGAAAGAUGCACUAUGAAUUCAAAUGUGAAAGUAAAUUAAUGUUCACAAGAUAAUUAGUUUUUAAUAAAUUUGUGCAAGUAAAAAAAAAACAGACUCUAAAUUAGACCAUUUUUGCCCAAAUUUGUUUUUUUUAACUAAUGUUUAAAUAACUUGUGUACAUAUGAUAUAAAAUAGACUAAAUGAAUGCAAAUAAAAUGUAUUUUUAUGCUCUGUAGCACUUUCAGUGAAA
Molecule: messenger RNA, 7898 nt
Organism: Periophthalmus magnuspinnatus
Lineage: Eukaryota; Metazoa; Chordata; Actinopteri; Gobiiformes; Gobiidae
Gene: sec16a
Product: SEC16 homolog A, endoplasmic reticulum export factor
Exons: 31
Coding region: 162-7007 (2281 amino acids)
Biological process (GO): autophagy; Golgi organization; COPII vesicle coat assembly
Cellular component (GO): endoplasmic reticulum exit site; ER to Golgi transport vesicle membrane
Source: RefSeq, a predicted model, not a curated record